GAGCUAGGAAUGGAAGCUAGAUCUGUGACUUAGAGCAGGGACUCUUUCCACUGCGCUCUGGGAGACUGCAGAAGGGACAGGAGGGCUCAGGACAGACCUUGGGGUUGUUCACAAUGGGCGAGGGGAGGAUACUGGAAAGAGCCGGAGGCCCAGGGCGACGCAGGGACCAGGUAGGAGCCGAGGAAUGUGCCUGCGUCACUAGAGACUUUGACAUCGUCCCUCAGGCUCGCUUCCCUCGGGGCCCGAUAGAGGAGUGGGGAUCCGAGCCUCUCUCCGCCGGCUCCCUGGCUCCGAAGGUGGGAGUGACAGAACUGGAGGGGUUGGGGGAGGGGCCACCGCAGGCCCCGCCCACCACCUUUGUGUCGGGGCCGCUGGAGAGAGAGCGCCGGCGGAGAGCCAAUCAAGAUGCCGCAUGUAAAUAACCCAGAGGGCGGUUCUCCGCGCGACCCCAGAGCCCAGUGUCGCCGCCCCGCAGCGGGCGCAGAUCGCACUGGCUGGCGCCAUGCGAGGCGCCAACUUUGAGGGACGGAGACUCGAACCGAUGGAAGCCUGGGGAGACUCUCACGCCAUCUCCCCGCCCGACGCGGAGCGGAAUCCGCGGCCGCACGGCAAAACCGAGGAGAGAGGAAGGCUGGCAGCGGACCGGUGUACCCACAUCAUGACCAACUGCCGCCACCACUCCGGAUACCUGGCGGACGAUGAGGCCGGCCACAUCACCUACCGGCCCCGGGUGCAGCCGCCUAAGAAGCCACCGUUCCUGAAAACGGGGCAGGCCGCCAAUCUGGGCCGCGUGCCACACCCACCGUCGAUGUAUGGCCCCUCGGGCAGCUCAGGGCUUCGCAGCCACCGUGGGAGCACGAGGGACCCUCGGCCCUUUGGUAGUUUCCUGGACUUCCUUGUCGAGGGCCAGGUGCUGGAGAGCCUGCAGCGGGUGGUGGAGGAAGCAACUGAGCGCAUGGCGACCAUGAAGACAGAGACUGGGGAGCCGCUGGUGGAGGUGGAGGACCCAGUGGAGGUGCCGAGGGGUGGGCGACGUGCGCGCGCCCGGCCCAGCCUCAGUACGGUGCACCGGCACCAUGUCCAGCCCAGCCUCUGCAUCGGGCACCCCAACAACUACCCAUCCUGCUCCAGCUCCGUGUCUGACUCACAUAGCAACGUCACAGCCGGCUACCCAGGUUCCCAUGGCCCGGACAGCGACCUGGGCUACCGCGGCCUGGGCCCACUGCCACCCAUAAGGGACAAACUUCUGCAGGAGAAGAGCCUCAAACGGCUGCUGCGGCUGGAGAACAGAGGGAAACGCCUGUCCUGCUCCCAGGUGGACUCCCUGCUGUGGGACUCGCUGGGCUCAAGCUUCGGUACACCAGAAGCAUCAGAGCUGGGGCUUGGAGAGAGAGAGCUGAAAUUCCUCAAGAGAGAGUUCAACAAGGAGAUCAAGUCCUUGCUGAGCCAGUCGGAGGCCUUCAACCUGCCCGGCUACUCUUCGUUCCGUGAGCCCCAUCGGACCCUAGACCUCCUGGCCAAGCACCACCUCUUCCCUGCCCUGCAGAGUGUGGUCAACCAGGCUGUGGACAAGCUCAGUGGCGCCCUCCGGGAGAACGGCUACCCUCUCUUCCCAUCAGAAUGGGAGCCCACCACAGACCCCAAUUUAGAAAUCACACCAGGCUCCAAGCUGGCCUCGCCCAUCCCAGAGGAGGAGCCCUAUGACGAUAUCCCCACCAACGCAGACUCCAACCUCAAGAUGACGGGAAGAAAGAACAAGCCCAGAACACGGGACAAGUCGAAGGAAGGUGGUUCCGCCAUGUCUAGUGCCCAGGGAGCCACCAGAUUUAGGCUCCAGAGCCCCCAUUACAACAGGAAGAAGACGGUACUGCCCUCCAUCUCCUCCAAGUCCAUGUCCUACAUCUCCAACCCCUGGUCCGAGGAGCUUAUCAACGACAUGACGGAGCAGGCUGUCUCCUUGCUCGUUUGCAAGUACAAGUUUGAGAGGAACCUCACCAAGCAGCUGGGCCUCAUCUCCUUCCCCGUCACUGAGACACUCGUGGACCUCUUGCUGGGCUUCAAGGAAGUGAAAGGCUCCAACAUCUGCCUGUCCUCGGAGGUCAACUGGAACAUCCUGCUGCGAAUGCUGGAGGAGGCCCAGUGGGCCCGGCAGGUGUCCCUCGAGGCCUCCCAGCACACGGCCUCCCCCCCAGGCACCUCCCAGCACAGCAUAGACUCCCCCUCCAUGUUGUCUAUGCCGGCCACUGUCCUGGAUCGGGUGGUCGAGGAGCCGGGCCCCCAGGGAAAUGCUGUCCACCCAGCUGGCCCCCGCUCUGAGCAGAGAUCAGAAUAGGCUAACGCCCACCAGAAGCUCUGCUCAGCCUCUCAAGAGAUCCAACAGGAAAAAUAAAGCUUCUGUUGAUGCA
Messenger RNA from Eptesicus fuscus (big brown bat), 2405 nucleotides. It is a transcript of the gene CCDC116, whose product is annotated as coiled-coil domain containing 116. The transcript has 6 exons. Gene Ontology annotation, cellular component: centrosome. Lineage: Eukaryota; Metazoa; Chordata; Mammalia; Chiroptera; Vespertilionidae. Bases 503 to 2332 code for a protein of 609 amino acids. The record is from RefSeq and is a predicted model, not a curated record.